AUGACAGACCUCCCGAAUUUCGGGAUAGCCAAAUUACCAGUUUUGCCCAGAUUUCCGGGGAACAGACCGAGAGCCCGUCAAGUGGGUAGAAUGACAUCGCAACCCUACUACGAGGAGGACAUCUUCCACGGAAGCCAUCGGAAUACGGCGCGGAAACGCAGCCGCCACUGCUUCGUGAUUCGCUCACAAAGGCCUCCGAAGGGCGUGCCUGUCAUAGAUGGGGAAACUCGGUGCUGCUGCACUCCGCCACCGACGGUAAGCCCUUGUCCAUGUCCGCCCACUAAGCCCCGCCAGCGAUGCUGCUGUGCCUCACCAACGGAGCCUGGAAGGCAAAGGGUUUGCUGCUCCUCCGGGAACAAGGCGCAGGGAUGCAUUUGCAACUGCCCUGGCAGCGGGCAUGGCGGACCAGCGGAGCGGAGGAUAAAGGUGUGCCAUCCGGAUGCAUACCCCGUGCCUGAGGUUCUGAAGACGAAGCAGAUGUACCUUCAUCCGUUGGGUGCUAGAUGCAACGGUGAGGAUCGGAGAGUGGAGCAGCCCAGGACGGAGGAGCCAAUUCUCUUACAGCCAGAUCCACAGUCUGAGAUUCCAUACAGCGACUCCAUACGAUCCUUUCAGCCCGCUGUUCACGCGAUAAAUGAAAACUGUCAGGAUCCCAACGAUCCCUAUUAUCCGUAUCCCCCUAGAAGCAGGCGCCUGCAGGAAGUGGAUCCUCUAGUCAACUUCGAUCUGAAUCGCUUCGAUAGGGAUGCUACCCAUCGAGGUGCCGCAGGCAGAAGAAGGAACGUCUCCAUUCGCACCUGCGUCGACUACGACUACGAGCCGGGAUAUUCAGCUCGAGAGAACACAUAUUCAGCUGCAAAUUCUCAGCCAGGAAAUCGACAUCCACAAGCUCACUCCGGACGUGCACGUCCUCAGCCUCCCCCCGUAUAUUUACCUUCAAGAUCCCGACCCCCUCCGGCAUACCAGCCUUUAUAUGAAUCGAACCCUCAUGGUUGUUCGUCCCCUCCCGCAGCAUUCAUACCAAGAACCCGCCCACCCGCAGCAUUCCAGCGGCAAUAUCAUCCCAGGUCUUCUCCGGGAUCAUAUGAAAAUACUGAGAUCGAGUACGUUAAGUGUCCGUAUAGAUGAUGGUCAAACAUAUAUCGAACUAUGAGUGCCCAUUUAGUAGAAAUGCAGCCCUGAAAGUUUGAGAGUCACUGAUAGUGCUGCGCACUGCUCUUUAGUGUUGGAAAGCGCAGGCCGCAGUGCCGAAGAAGAAGACCACGCGUGCAAAACACGCCGCAUUGUAUUGUUUUAUUUCGAUUAUAAUAAAAUAAAUAGAUUAUAAAUA
Drosophila erecta is the source of this 1330-nucleotide messenger RNA. RefSeq lists its product as uncharacterized. Lineage: Eukaryota; Metazoa; Arthropoda; Insecta; Diptera; Drosophilidae. The transcript is spliced from 4 exons. The coding region runs from base 1 to 1128 and encodes 375 amino acids. The record is from RefSeq and is a predicted model, not a curated record.